CGUCUCCUUUACUCUUUUCUUUUUCAAAUUCAAUUUUUUUUUUGUCUUCAUGCAAGUGAUAAAGACUAAAGAGUAAUCGAUCCUUAAUCCAAAUUCUCGCGCUCGAUUCGUCUUUUCUGUAUUUCCCGGAGCUCCGGGACUUGGGCGGAGGAGGAGAUGAGGAGCUUGUUGUUGUGGAUUGCGGUGGUCGUGUGCUUGCUAUGUUCAGUCGCGGCGGUGGUUCAAAGCGGAUCUAGCGAUGGAUUUGGGAACUCGAGAGAUACUGAGACUGAGAUAUCUUUUCUGGAGUAGAAAUUGAUGGCGCCUUCGGUUCCAAUGGUGCCUCUCACUUUGAUUGAGGGAGCUGACUCUAAAGGAGCUGUGUGCUUAGAUGGGACGCUACCUGGUUAUCAUUUAGAUCGUGGUUUUGGAUCAGGUGCUAACAGUUGGCCUAUCCACCUUGAGGGUGGAGGAUGGUGUAACAACCAUAGGAGCUGUGUAUAUCGCAAAACAAGUCCGCGUGGUUCUUCUAAGUUCAUGGAAAAAGCUUUGCCCUUCACUGGAAUAUUGAGCAAUAAACCUGAAGAGAAUCCUGACUUCUUUAAUUGGAACAGGAUCAAGUUGCGCUACUGUGAUGGUGCGUCUUUCUCUGGUGAUAGUCAGGACGAGAGUUCACAAAUUUUCUAUCGAGGACAACGAAUCUGGCAAGUGGCUAUGGAAGAAUUCCUGUCUUUAGGCAUGAAGCAAGCAAACCAGGCUCUGCUUUCUGGAUGUUCAGCUGGAGGAUUAGCUUCCAUCUUGCACUGUGAUGAGUACAGGGAACUAUUACCUAGUUCCAGGAAAGUAAAAUGCUUAAGUGACGCUGGAAUGUUUCUUGACGCAGUGGAUGUCUCUGGGGGCCACUCGCUUAGGAAUAUGUUCCAAGGUGUUGUUACAGUGCAGAACCUCCAAAAGGACUUUUCCAGUACUUGUACAAACCAUUUGGAUCCUACUUCGUGCUUCUUUCCUCAGAACUUGGUUUCAGACAUCAAAACCCCAAUGUUUCUUCUCAACACAGCAUAUGACUCGUGGCAGAUCCAACAGAGCUUAGCUCCUCCAACUGCUGAUCCAGAUCAAUUCUUCCAACAAUUCAGGACCCAAAUGGUGCUUGCUGUAAACGCAUUCUCAAACUCUGACCAGACCGGCGGUCUUUAUAUAAACUCUUGCUUUGCGCAUAGUCAGACUGAAAGACAUGACACUUGGUUUGCUCAAGAUUCUCCUCGACUAAACGGAAAGAUAACAUUACUCUUCCAAAACUGUUCAUACGGUUUCACCAAUGGAAGAAAUACGGAUACAAGGGUUCCUCUUUCCAUCGUAUUAUUAAGGAUUUCAUGAUCCAAUGAGGGAAAUGGUACUGGAGGUAUUAGUAUAUACGGCGCCAAAUUCGAAGAUGAAAACUUCACCCGUGAGUAUUAUCAACGAAGAAUAAUUCUGGUUUUAUCUGUGCUUCAGUUAGUGAACUAUCGUUGGAAGCUAGGCAGGAACUCCUCAAAAUUGACAAACGGACUCCGUUUGAGCAAGCUCGAGAAAGGGAACGUAAGUUGCUUUAUACCGAUGCACCAUUAGUGUUAAGUGUACGUUAUGAAUUGAGCGUUAUAUUCGGUUGCUUGGGUUCCCCUCGCCCCCAUUUUCUUUUAGGGUAUAGUUUUUGCUAUUAAUUUUGUGUUUUAUCCGGAGUUGUCCGUUAUAUCCAUUUACUUGAGUCCCCGUUUAAUAGUCUUUCGAAUUUAGUUUUUCAUUCAACAUCUAUAUCUUAAACUUAAAUCAUUGCUCGUUUACUUUUUUGUUUGUACAAAUUCAUUUGUUAUUCAGUACAUAUAUUGGUUUGUAUA
Molecule: messenger RNA, 1850 nt
Organism: Arabidopsis lyrata subsp. lyrata
Lineage: Eukaryota; Viridiplantae; Streptophyta; Magnoliopsida; Brassicales; Brassicaceae
Product: pectin acetylesterase 6
Exons: 13
Coding region: 298-1353 (351 amino acids)
Biological process (GO): cell wall organization
Cellular component (GO): plant-type cell wall
Molecular function (GO): pectin acetylesterase activity
Source: RefSeq, a predicted model, not a curated record